Messenger RNA from Aspergillus ibericus CBS 121593, 1768 nucleotides. RefSeq names its product GABA permease. The coding region runs from base 82 to 1677 and encodes 531 amino acids. The transcript is spliced from 5 exons. Gene Ontology annotation, molecular function: transmembrane transporter activity. The record is from RefSeq and is a predicted model, not a curated record. Lineage: Eukaryota; Fungi; Ascomycota; Eurotiomycetes; Eurotiales; Aspergillaceae. Gene Ontology annotation, cellular component: membrane. Gene Ontology annotation, biological process: transmembrane transport.
AUUCUCUUCCCCUCUCUGCUCGGUGCUCCUGGUCACUGAUCUUUGCUUUUCCCUGUCGCAGUUCAGGCUGUCUGGUCAGACAUGGCUUUCACACAGAACACGCAGCCAGAUGCUGCCAAAAGUGAGGUGGUAACUGGCUUGCAGGCCAUGGAGAUCGAUGGAUCCAGCCAGGAAGGAGACAAUGGCACCCGAUACGAUAUGACGGAAAUGGAGCGCAUGGGCAAGGCCCAGCAGUUCAAGCGCAAUAUCCGUCCCUUGGCUGCCCUUAGUUUCUCGGCGGUACUCCAGGCUACCUGGGAGUACAUCAUGCUGUCGGACUAUGAAGGUCUGCAAGACGGCGGCCUGGCGGGCAUGCUGUGGACCUACGUCUGGAGCUCGAUUGGAUUCGGGUUCAUCAUCGUCUCUUUGGCUGAAAUGGCCUCCAUGGCGCCCACAUCCGGAGGUCAGUACCACUGGGUCUCGGAAUUUGCAUCGCCACGGUACCAGAAAUUCCUGAGUUACGUGACCGGCUGGAUGUCGGUUUUAGCAUGGCAGGCCGGUACCGCAUCAGGCUCCUUUUUGACCGGAACCGUCAUCCAAGGCCUGAUCAGCGUCCGUGACCCCAACUACGACCCCACCGGGUGGCAGGGAACGCUGUUUGUCUUUGCCAUGAUCCUCAUUGCCUUGUACUUUAACAUCUUCGGCUCCGGGCUCAUGGCGCGCAUGCAGAACCUGCUGCUGGCCACACAUGUGUUCUGCUGGGUCGUGGUGGUGGUCACCCUGUGGGUGCUGGCUCCGUUGCAAUCGGCGGAAGCGGUGUUUACCAAGUUUGAGAACUUUGGUGGAUGGUCAUCCAUGGGUCUGACCGUGAUGGUGGGCCAGCUGGCGGCCAUCUACGGCUGUCUCAGCUCGGAUGCAACGGCCCACAUGUCCGAGGAAAUCAAGGACGCUGGCCGAUAUGUGCCGAUUGCCAUCACCUGGUCCUACUUUGCCAACGCCAUUCUGGGGUUGAUCGUGUUGAUUACGAUGCUCUUUGCGACGCCGUCCGUGGAGGACUCCUUGAGCGACGACACCGGCUUCCCGUUCAUCUACGUGUUCAAGCAAGCCACCAACACGGCCGGCGUCAAUGGUCUUACAGCCAUCAUUCUCAUCCCCGUCAUCCUCAGCAACAUCCUUUUCAACGCCUCCACCGCGCGACAGACCUUCUCCUUUGCGCGUGACCGCGGACUACCAUUUUCCAGCUGGAUCGCCAAAGUCGACGAGAAGCGUAAACUCCCCGUCAACUCCAUCCUCCUCAGCUGCCUGAUCAGUGCACUCUUAGCACUGAUCAACAUCGGCUCCGAAACAGCCUUCAACGCCAUCGUCUCCCUCAACGUAGCGGCGCUAAUGUUCUCAUACUCGAUCUCCAUGAGCUGUCUCAUCUGGCGCAAGAUCUGGCACCCUCACACCCUGCCACCGGCUCGCUGGGGAUUGGGGAAAUACGGACUGGCAGUCAACAUCAUCGGCUGGCUGUACGUUGUGUUUGCGCUGUUUUGGUCGUUUUGGCCCGAGUCAACCCCCGUCACAGCCGAUACGUUUAAUUGGAGUGUGGUGAUCUUUGUGGCGGUGUUUUUGGUGAGUUUGGUCAUGUAUGUGGUUCAGGGGAGACAUCAGUAUGAUGGGCCAGUGACGGUGGUGAAGAGGUGUGGGGAUUUGUAGGGCUUUCUACAUGUGUAAGGUGUCAAUAUGUAUAGAUUGGUAUAUUUAUCCAGACCUAGGGAUGCUGUCGAUUAGCAAAAGCAACGAAACU